Archocentrus centrarchus (flier cichlid) is the source of this 3820-nucleotide messenger RNA. It is a transcript of the gene tmod2, whose product is annotated as tropomodulin 2. Bases 229 to 1269 code for a protein of 346 amino acids. NCBI's taxonomy places the organism in Eukaryota, Metazoa, Chordata, Actinopteri, Cichliformes, Cichlidae. The transcript has 10 exons. Gene Ontology annotation, molecular function: tropomyosin binding. Gene Ontology annotation, cellular component: cytoskeleton; striated muscle thin filament; myofibril. Gene Ontology annotation, biological process: muscle contraction; myofibril assembly; pointed-end actin filament capping. The record is from RefSeq and is a predicted model, not a curated record.
CUCAUAGACUGUUCGGUUCUCUUUUCCUGUGUUACCGCCCUUGGGCUGAGUGAGCAAUCAAGCACAGAAGAUAUCGCCUUGGGAAGACUGGUGCUAUUUGGACAUUCCCUAGAACGGUCCCAUCAGCCUCAGGUAACGUCUUCCUGGUUUGGAGCAGUAAUCCCAGAGAAGGAGCACUGUGGCUGUGGUCUGGUGUUCGGUGUUGCUUAGCAAGCUAUAGCUAGUACCAUGGCGUUGUCGUACAAGAAGGAUCUGGAUAAAUACAAGGAUCUGGAUGAAGAUGAAAUCCUCAACAAACUGUCGGCAGAGGAGCUUAAGCAGCUGGAGACGGCACUCGAGGAGAUGGACCCUGAGAAUGCUCUUCUCCCAGCGGGUUUACGUCAAAAAGACCAGACGGAUAAGAAAACUACAGGACCGUUCGACAGAGAGCGUCUGCUCAAAUACCUGGAGAAGGAAGCCAUGGAGUACAAGGACAGAGAGGAUGUAGUGCCUUUCACUGGAGAGAAAAAAGGUAAAGUAUUUGUUCCUAAGCAAAAGCCAAUAGAAAUGCAUAAGGAGGAAGUCACGACCCUUGAUCCAGAAUUGGAGGAAGCUCUGUCCAGUGCCACAGAUACAGAGCUGUGUGAUCUUGCAGCGAUCCUUGGUGUUCACACACUGGUUACCAGUAGUCAGACGUAUGAUGGAACUGGAAGUAAAGAGACAUACAACAAUGUGGUCAAAGGGGAGAAGAUGAACCCAGUAUUUGAUGAGCCCCCCAAUCCCACUAACGUAGAAGAAACUCUGCAGAGGGUGAAAAACAAUGACAGCACCUUAACAGAGGUCAACCUCAACAACAUUAAGAACAUUCCGAUUCCCACGCUGAAGGACUUUGCCAAAGCCAUGGAGAAGAACACGCAUGUCAAGAAAUUCAGCCUUGCAGCCACGCGGAGUAACGACCCAGUUGCUGCGGCGUUCAGCGACAUGCUACGGGCAAACAAAACAUUGCGAAGUUUGAAUUUGGAGUCCAACUUCAUCACCGGGGCAGGAGUGCAGGCUUUGGUUGAUGCAUUGCGAGACAAUGACACACUCACAGAAGUCAAGAUAGACAACCAGAGACAACAGCUGGGGACUACUGUAGAGAUGGAGAUCGCUAAAAUGUUGGAAGAGAACAAGAGCAUAGUGAAAUUUGGCUACCACUUCACCCAGCAAGGACCCCGAUCCAGAGCUGCCGCAGCUAUCACCAAGAACAACGACCUGGUCCGCAGGAAGCGAGUGGAAGGGGAUCUGUAGAGGCAGCGCGCCACCCGUCUCCCAGCCAAUCCUGUUUUUCAUCUCAUUGUGGAAUAAUUUCAGCCAAUGCCCUGGUCUUUCUCAUCUCACUGUGUGGAAACUUUAGUCUUGUGCCAAACUGCGGGGCAAGGCAAGCUAAACCAGAACAUACAUCUGAGAAGAAGGGAAAUAACUGGAACUGCCCUCUCCCGUACACAUGUUCAUGCUUAUGUUUAUUAUGUUGUUAUUGAAGGUGUAAAUCUUAGUUUUUAGUCAUUCAUUUCAGCUGCUCCUUGUUUUUUCUUUUUUUUUUUUUGAGCCUUUAUAUUAUCUGUCCUUACUUUUUAACUGCUUUGUUUUCCUUUUAUACAAUUCUGCAAUUAUUUGAGCUAAUCAUGAACAUUACCAAGUAACGGCAACGUCAAUAACAGCUCUAUAAAGACAGUAACUAACACCUAGAAACCUUUGUGUCCUGAUAGUUUGCUAUUGAGGCUAAAGCUUCUUGUGGAGUUCCUGUAUUGAAAAAAGCACUUAUUAGAACAAUGGGGAGAGCUUUGAAGUUUCUUGAUGACUUUAGCUUCAGGAGGUGAUGUCAUCCAAGGCUUGGCCAAUCUACUAGAGACACAGUGGUUAUUACUUAGAGAUGACUAUCAGACUGCUGGCCACACCUGACUGUACAGCUGCCUGUCAGCAUUGUGUAAACAAGCAAUGUUGUGCAGCAUAGUUCAGUCAUGGCUCUUGGUAACACUUUACAUGAGCAGUUGUUGGUUAUUACAGCUGUCUUGUAAAGCCAGAAUUACUGCUGAGCUGGUGUGUGGUGUGCACACCAGGUCUGUCAGCCAGUGCUGGUAUUGUACUAUCAGACCAAGUCACAGACUGUAAUAUCAAAGAUGGAUAUAGUCACUGCAACAUCACCCAUUGUUUUAUGAAGUCUUGAAGUCUCGUGUUUUGAAACCCAAUGUGAUGCACGCUCAUGCCGCAACAUAAAGGAAGUCCCGCCCUAAGUCGCAUCCUACUUUUAUCAUUCUUUUUGAUGCUAGUGAGAACCAUAACUUAAAAAAUAUACAUUGUUUUUUUAUUAAAUAAGACUCUAAGUAGCAAUUGAGGCCAUAAGCUUCAGCUCAAAUAGGCAGCAGGGUCACUUAUAGACUUCUAUAGACUUCUAUACAUAGACUUCUAUACAAUCAGUCGUGUUUUUGAGAACGGAAGAGUUGCCCCCUGCUGGCCAUUAGAAAGUAUGCAGGUUUGAGGCACUUUCUCUUUGGCUUCGAUAUGUCCAUCUUUCAUGUUCAGUCUGUGGUUUGACUUGAAACAUCCUACAGUGGCUGUUGGUUCGCUCCUCAUGUAUAAUACAUACUUUAUUUAUCAGUAUGAUAUUGCUUUACUGUCAUAUUCUAAGAUCUUGUUUUGAUACGGUUCAAUUUCUGUUGCUAGUUUUUUUUUUUGUGUUCACUUUAUUCUCUUGACAGGAAACUAUAACUGUUUUGAUAUUUUGGAACAAGCAAAGCUACGGUUGCACUGUAAAAGGACCAUGAUAUUAUUGCCAGUCAUGGCCACAAAGGCCUUGAUCUGCUCCUACAAAUGUCUGCUUAAUAUACUUGGUUUCACUGAUGCUUAACCAUGCCAAAGACUAACACAUGCAGUGCUUAAAGUAUCAAUAGUAGACUUAAUGGUUACUGGCUCAGGUUUGGCUUUGUCACAAAUCUGGCAAAUGGAGUCUGUCAGUUCACAGUAACCUAUAAAUUUUUUGCAUCAUACAUCCAUUGUUUUUCACUUUAUGUGGGAUGUUCAUAGCAGCAUCUUCAUCAAGUAGUCCAGUGAAGUGCGAGGAAGGUAUAGCAAAUGGUUUGUAUGAAACUUUCUAGUUGUAGUCCUCAGGUUGACUGCUUGUGAAAUGUUUCUCUGAUCUGCGUCUCCUCGAUGGCUCUCAAUUUUAACUUUUCACUCAAACUUCCACGCUCUCAGCAGUAACAGAUGUCAUUUAUUAAAUAUUAGAUGACAAUGUGCUGCGUGUGCAACAAGUAGACUUUCUUUAGCUUGAGAUGGUUAUAACAGGACUAAUUCAGGAGUUACUUGAAACUUGUAUAUACUGUUUAUGUGUAAUAGGAACAAUAUGCUGGCAUGAAGUCAUCACCUGUGAACAUCAUGUUUCUAUUGACCAAAAAUGUUCUUUCAUCAGCCUCACAUUCUUCGGACAACAGCUGUUCUUUGGGUUUUUAUAUCCGUGCACUUUUUCCAUGAGCAUAUCUACUUUGUUUUGUUUUUUUACAACUUUUUUUUUUGUUUUUUUUUCUGGCAGACACUCUGCUAUAGGAGAAAACUGCUUCUUUGCUUGAACUUGUUAAUAAUACUUUGAUUCAUAAUAGCUAUAUUAAUUAUAUUAAAAAAAUGCCAUCUCAAAUUCAAAGCGUGCACAUACCCAUAAUGUAAUAUGUGCACCACUUGAACCUUCACAAGUCACUGCUGAGAUUUUUUUUUGUACCUUAAAUCAAAACCCAGGUGUUAACACAAGGAUUAUGUAUUAUAGUAAAACCACAAGACUGGUAAAACGCACUGCUGAAUAUAAAACAAC